CCUCUCUUCAACUUCAAGAACAGCGUCGCGAUUCUCGAGCUGUGAAGCCAUUGAGCUUGGAAGACAGUCACACGUGAUCAUUCCCCGCUUGCUUGGCUGACCGUUUUAAGUCAUUCGACUUGGCCUUCGAAGUGCGCUCACUCCAGUACAUCAUGGAAGAAACCGACGAAUAUGACAGCGUUCAGUGGGAUAUACAAGAUGCUACCACCGGAAUGGACGAUAGUAGCCCCCUCGGCAAAAGUCGACAUGCUGACACGGCUACUAUUGACCCAUUGUCGGACAUUGCAGAUUCCAUGAACAGUACCUUGAAGCUCGACAAUAACUUUGAAAGCCAAAAUGACUCAUUAGCUUCGACAAGUAAUCUCACCGACACCUAUUCCACCAACUACGACCUUAAUCGACCCGUCUUCAAUCCUUACCUCGAAUCACAGCUUGCCCCAACAACUAUCUAUAAUAACCCUUCAACAAGCGCCUACAAGACGACUCAUAUUAUUACAGACCGAAACAUUCGAGUAUCGGACCCUGAGAAGGAAACGGAUGGCCAAUCCACGUACAUGUCUUAUCUGAUCACCUCCGAUAAAGCAUCAGUGCGAAGACGUUUUCAAGACUUUGUUUGGUUAUAUAAUGUAUUAAAUGCUCAUUUCCCCGCUUGCUUUGUUCCUUCUUUACCCGAGAAGCAUCGGAUGGAGUAUGUCCGAGGAGACCGCUUCGGAGGUGAUUUUGUGGAAAAGCGAAGAGCCAGCUUGCAAAACUUUGUUGAAAGGAUUGGUAGACACCCUAUACUAAGCAACGCCGAAUUUUUUGAGAUGUUCCUGGAGUCACCGAAAUUUAACGAUACCUCUGCUCGUGCAUUACGCGAACAACAAGAGACCAUGCUUGAUACCUUUAGUGAUUCAUUGCUCAAUGCAUUCAGUAAAAUUAAGAAUCCAGACGAACGGUUUGUAAAUAUGAAAGAACAGUUGGAUAAACUGGAGGAGAACUUGACUCUAAUCGAGAAGACUCUGAAUCGAACCAACAAACGACAAGAAGAGCUCUCCCAAGAUUACAAGGAAUUCGCUAGCAGUAUGCAAGGGCUAGCGAAUCUUGAAAGCGGCAUUACAGUUCCAAUACUGCGAUUUGCGGAAACAGCAACUGAGUACUCAAGAGCUAUGAAAAAUCUGUCUGACAAGGGCGAGGCUGAUUGGAUCAGUGAAAUACACGAGUACAUCGCAUAUUGUACUGCCGUUAAGACCGUCUUGAAAUUACGCGACCAAAAGCAAGUUGAUUACGAGGAGUUGACAGAGUAUUUGGCAGCAACAGAGAAGGAGCGAGAAAGGACUAUGCAUCCGUCAAUGAUGGAUCGUGGCCUCAAUAUUACCGGCUACCUUACUGACAAGAUACAAGAAGCCAGAGGUAUCGAUUCGGAGAAAAUGAGAAGGGAGAAGAUCCUCAAAUUGGAUAUGCGUAUCCGAGAAUUGCAAGAGGCAACUGAGCAAAGCAAAGAAGUGUCAACUUCAUUUUCAGAUCAAGUGGAGAGAGAAUACAAGUACUUUGAGGAAUCUCGAACUGUCGAAAUUAAGAACGCUCUCGAAGGCUAUACUGGUGUGAAAACGGAAUUUUAUACUAAGGCAUUGAGGGACUGGAAGGAUGUUAUCAAUACUUUGGAAGCUAUUCAUGUAGAAGAAAAUUGAUAAUAAAGCACACAAUGAUGUGAUUUGCGUAUGUAUCGCAGGCCGUA
Molecule: messenger RNA, 1717 nt
Organism: Umbelopsis ramanniana AG
Lineage: Eukaryota; Fungi; Mucoromycota; Umbelopsidomycetes; Umbelopsidales; Umbelopsidaceae
Exons: 10
Coding region: 153-1670 (505 amino acids)
Molecular function (GO): phosphatidylinositol binding
Source: RefSeq, a predicted model, not a curated record